GGAUAGCCGAUAUGCAUAUUCAUUUGUGGGACAGUCUAUAUGCAUAUUCAUUUGUGGGAUAGUCUAUUUGGAUAUUCAUUUGUGGGAUAGGCGAUAUGGAUAUUUAUUUGCUGGGGAGGUUCCGUAUAUAUACUGGAGCGCUUGCUUGAGAAAACCAGAACCGGACCUGGAGAAAAAGUCAAAAGACAUCAGAAAAACGAAGGAAAGACAAGAAGGAGGAAAGAACCUCGGAGAUGUCAUCAGAGAUGAGCGUGCCAGGUGAGGGGGCUCGAGAGGCUGAACUCCAGGUAGAAAUGAAGAAAACGCAGGUCAGCCAAAUCACUCACUUUGCUGAGGACACCAGAGAAGUGCCCAGCUCAGAGAGAACUCUGGACGCUACACCCAUCACCCCAAAUCCUGAAGACCAGGACAAACCUCAGGGUCCAGCAGACACCUCGCCUGUCACCUCUACUGCUCCUGGACCAAAUAUCCCUGAGAUUGCUGAAGACACUGCACCUGCCACCUCCACUACUCAAGAUCACAACAUCCCUGAGAUUGCUGAAGACACUACACCUGCCACCUCCACUGCUGAAGAUCACAACAUCCCUGAGAUUGCUGAAGACACUGCACCUGCCACCUCCACUGCUGAAGAUCACAAUAUCCCUGAGAUUGCUGAAGACACUGCACCUGCCACCUGCACUGCUCAAGAUCACAAUAUCCCUGAAGUUGCUGAAGACACUGCACCUGCCACCUCCACUACUCAAGAUCACAAUAUCCCUGAGAUUGCUGAAGCCACUUCACCUGCCACAUCCACUGCUGAAGAUCACAACAUCCCUGAGAUUGCUAAAGACACUGCACCUGUCACCUCCACUACUCAAGAUCACAGUAUCCCAGAGAUUGCUGAAGACACUACACCUGCCACCACUGCUCAAGAUCACAAUAUCCCUGAGAUUGCUGAAGACACUGCACCUGCCACCUCAACUGCUGAAGGUCACAGCAUCCCUGAAUUUGCAGAAAAUGAGUCACCUGUCACCUCCAGUGCACCAGCACACAAUAUCCCUGAGAUUACAGGAGACACAUCUGUCAUGGUUCCAUCAGAUCCAACAAAGAGUCCAUCCACUACCACAGCAUCUGUGUCCCCUCUGGGAGAGAUAAAGAUAGACUCAAUGGAAAGCGACUCUGUUUCUCUAUGCUGGUGCAGUCCUGAGAAUAUGGAUGGGAUCCCACACAGCUUUUACAUUACCAACUCUAGCUCUGAUAGGUGUCACCAAGACUCCAUCACUGCACGCUCCAGUUCCACAGUCAUCUCUGAUCUGAGACCUGGGAGAGAAUACAGCUUCACAGUCACCACAGAGCUAGUGAAUGGGAUCCAGAGCACGCUUGUUUCAACAUCUGUCUGCAUAAAACCAUCUCCUCCUGGAGAGAUAAAGAUAGACUCAGUGGGAAGCAACUCUGUCUCUCUGAGCUGGGGCAGUCCUGCUGGUCUGGAUGAGAUCCCUCACAGUUUUAAAAUCACCUAUUCAAGCUCUGUCAAGGACAACCCUCUUUCCAUCACUGCACCCUCCAAUUCCACUCUCAUAUCUAAGCUGAGGCCUGGGAGAGAGUACAGCUUCACAGUCACCACAGUGCUGGAGAAUGGGACCCAGAGCACGCCUAUUUCAACAUCUGUCUGUACAAAAACACAUCUAGAAGAUUUGCUGUGCAUGCUGGGACUGGAGAACUACUUCCCAGGCAAGAUUACAUUGAGUACUGUCCUUGAGAUCGGUACAGAGAGUAUUACAGAUGAACCGAUUCAGUCACUGAAAAAACUUCCCUGGUGCUUUCUGAAAAGACUCAUGAUGGUAAAUGUGACAGUUCUCAGUACAAUAUGCAGUGCUGCUGAGACAGAUACAGACACAGCAUUGCAAGACCUUGAUAGUGUUCUUGAACUUAUUGGUAGUAAUGAUGAUCAAGACAGUAAUACAAUCAAUCCACUUGAUCUCUUAGCAGCACUCUUUCUGUGCUCAGAUAGCUUCCUGCAGCAGGAAAUUAUGUCAAAAAUGUCGAUGUGCCAGUUUGCUGUACCUCUCUUGCUCCCUUACUGCAGCACCAGUCAGUGUACAUUAAUGCUGUGGGCCAUGCGAGACAUUGUGAAGAAGUUUAGACCCUGUUCAUUAGCCGACUCAAAAGGGUUUGUAGAAGACAGUAUAGUCAGCACUGCCAUGCCAAUGAUCUCUUUUGUCAGGCUGGGUGACUGUAGUUUAUCAAAGUCUCAGAUUCUGAAUCAGGUUCUCAGCAACCCCCAGCAGUACCAUGAUGUCUUCAUCCAUCGUGAUAUGGAAUGUGGAAAUGUUCCACGGAGAAUUGCAAACGGUCUAGUGGAAAUAGGUUGGUACCUUCCUUCUGGCAAGAAAAACUUAGACAUCUUUCCAGAACCUGUAGCUGUUGUCAACCUUCGUGGAGAUCUCCUUUCCUUUCAGAAACAGUUUUCCAUUUUAUGUCAAACAUCCUCAGCAGUCUUCAUAUUUUUUGACAGUAUUGCGGAGAGCGAGUGCAAUCUCUUGUCCUCUGCAGGAAAUAUUAAAGCCCAAUUGUUUUUGGUUGCAAAUUUUCCAAAUAAGACAGAGAAAAACAUAAACUCUCUGAAAGACUUGGCAUCAAAAUUAAAAUUAUGUGGAAGUCAGAUCCUAUUUAAGAAACAGCAGACCAAUGAUGCACAGUUUGUGUCAAAACUGCGCUUAACUAUGAAUGGCAUAAUGGAAAACUGUCAAAACAAAGUGACAAUUGAAGGCAUGUCUGCUGAAGCACAUGAAUUGGGGAUUCGUGUAGAUGAAGACUGCACUGAAUGUCAGAACGCCAAGAGAAGUGCUGCAGAAAUCACAUGCAGAAUCGACGAUGUGGUGCAAUAUAAAGAGGAUCAGUUGCCAUUGCAAGGGAAGCUUUGGAAGGAGCUGGCUAAAAUAGAAAAGGAGGAGUACAGACUACGGAAGGCAGGAGACCAGCCUAUUGAAGAAUAUAAAGCCAAUCUGCAAAGUGAAAAACAGAAACUGAGACAACAACAAAGCAGUUAUGAUAUGUCUGAAGCAAUGCAGUGUUUCAUCACUGCCAUAUCCAAUGAAAGCAAAGAAGAACGAUCCUAUUUUCUAAAGUGGAUGAGAAUGAAUUUGGAUGUUAAAGCACGAAAGAAGCUUUCUGGUCUUCGUGAUGAAUACAAAGAAAAGUGUUGCAAGUUAUCAGAGAACAAAGAGAUAAUUGCAGACCUGGAUAGACAAAUAUCAAACAGCUCUUUAGGAAUGGAACAUUUCAUGCGUGAGAUGGGCCAGCUUUAUGAAGCAGCGUGCUCCCUUUCCUCAAAUAAUGCAUAUCGCCAGCAAUUUCAAGAUCUUCCAAGUUUGGGGGCUGAUCUGCUGUUGGAUGGCUUCCACCUUGAGCUGGUGGAUGGAGAUGCAUCAAAUAUCCCUGUAAGGUGGAUGACUGGUGUUUUAACAAAGCUCCAUGAGAAAGUCCAACACAAGAGCAGGGUGCUGGUUGUAACAGUGUUGGGAGUCCAAAGCACUGGGAAGUCUACCCUCCUCAACACAAUGUUUGGGGUUCAGUUUGCAGUUAGCAGUGGCAGAUGCACGAGAGGAGCCUUCAUGCUGUUAAUCAGAGUCAAAGAGGAUCUUAAAGAAGAGCUGAACUGUGAUUUUAUCUUGGUAAUUGACACUGAAGGUCUGAAAUCUCCAGAACUGGCAGAACUAGAAGACAGCUAUGAACAUGACAAUGAGCUUGCAACACUGGUUGUAGGUUUGAGUGACAUCACCAUAAUAAACAUUGCAAUGGAGAACUCCACAGAGAUGAAGGAUAUCCUACAGAUCGUGGUGCAUGCCUUUCUUAGAAUGGAGAAACUGGGAAAGAAACCAAACUGUCAGUUUGUGCACCAGAAUGUGGGGGACGUGUCUGCUCAUGACAACAAUGCAAGGGACAGAAAUAAGCUUCUAGAACAGCUGAAUGAGAUGACACAGGCUGCUGCCAGGAUGGAAAAGCUAGAUCCAAACAUAAAACUCACAGAUGUCAUGGAGUAUGAUCCCGAACACAGUAACUGGUACAUCCCAGGCCUGUGGCAUGGUAUUCCACCAAUGGCUCCAGUGAACACAGGCUACAGUGAAAGUGUAUAUGAGUUCAAGAAGAGCUUGAUUGAGGUGUUAAAAAGCUGCAAAUACCAAACUCUUCCCGAGUUCUUGGAGUGGAUGAGAAGUUUGUGGAAAGCCGUUAAACAUGAGAACUUCAUCUUCAGCUUCAGAAAUAGUCUAGUGGCUGAGGCUUACAGUAAUCUGUGUGUUGAAUAUGGUAAAUGGGAAUGGGACUUCCAGAAGCACAUGUACAACUGGCUGGCAACUGCUGAGACAAGGAUUUCAAAUACCAGCAACCAGUCAUCAAAAGUUGAGUUUCUAAGCAGCUUAAAAAAAGAGGUGACAUCACAAGAAGAGACCACUCUGGAGAAAUUGACUAAAUACUAUGAAAGUAAGGAGGGACAUGUUAAUCUUGUAAAAAGCUACAGAGCAACCUUUGAGAUAAGCAUCAAAACUCUUAGGAUUGAAAUUGAAAACUCUGUGACAAACAAGUUGACAGCAGCUAUUGAUUUUCAAAACGGAAUGAAAAAGGUACAUGAUGUCAAUGGGAAGCAUAAAGCAAUAUUAGAAGAAAAAGUGUUGAAACUGCUUGGAGACUGCAGGAAAAGACGUGAGGAUUUAUCUGAGGAGCAGCUGGAAAAGGAAUUUGAAAAGAUGUGGGAAGAGACAGUGAAGAAACUGGACUUCAAAGGUUUAGAGAAGCGAGACAUUGUAUUAGAUGUUUAUAAUCAAUUGAGAAAACAAUUGGAUAGACAUGGAGGUGGAGUUAAGAUGGUGAUAAAUCAGGCCAGCGAUUUGACUAAAUAUGGAGUGACCUCGUUUACAGUCAACGACAAAUACUUUGAACGUUGCUGGUUCAAGAAACACAUAACUGAUGCUAUGGGCAUAACUGCGCAAAAGUUCAAAAAGGAGGAAGCAAAUAUUAUGGCUCAAUGUGUAAUAACAGAGAGCAGCCAGUUUGUAUCUGACAGAAAACACACAACAACUGACUACCAUGAGACCUACACCAGAGAGCUGUUGGAAAUGAUAGACGGCAAGCUGAAGGAAAUUAAGAAACUGAACGCACAGUUUGAAGUUGAUCUGAAGUUGCACAUCUGUGGCUUUGCAGCCAGGGAAUUUCAACAGAUGCACGAAGAUUUUAUUAAAGUCAACGACCCCCUGAAACAUCUGGAAAAGUCCAGGUCACAGUACUGUUCUGACUUGAUAGAUCUUUACCGUGAGAAGGAUCAGAGCCGAAAGAAGGCUGAAGAAUUCACUGAGCGCUGCCUCAAGCUUGCAGUGAGGGAGUAUGUCAACAAAGCCCUUGGGAUAGAUAUUGUAGAUGCAAUGCUGACUGGUGCAGACUCUGUGAAAUACAGCACCCGGUCAUAUUUCCAGCAUUCAAUUCUGAAGCAGUUACUGAAAGACAAUACAUGCAAAAACUAUGUGUCAUACAUUAGAAACUACAAUGAUUUUGUCAAGAAGUGGAUAUUUGAUUGUAUUCUUGAGUUUUUUAAAUUCAACGGCCUUUCAUGUUUAGAAUUGAAACGUCUCGAAGCCAUAACCGAGAAAAUACAAGCAGCCGUGAAAAGGGCAGAAAACGAGGGAACCUCGACACGCGAUAUCAAAACCAUAUCGGGGUUUGUUGAAAAUGUCUGCAGUGUUCUGAGCAGCGAUAUUGUGAUUUCCACAGAUGAUCUUGGAUUAAAACUUAUCCAAGACAAAGCAAGCGUGAAGGAGUUCAUUGGGCAUCUUCAAUAUUACCUUAAACAAAUGAAGACAUCUCUAAGUGCCGAAUUUUCUCAAUGGUGUGAUAUCCAGAAGAAACUUAUCAACCUGCCAUUCAAGCCACAGGACGAGCUGUUCAGAAAGGUGUUUGGUUGUGGAAAGCAGUGUCCAUUCUGCAUGGUCCCCUGUGAGGCAGGAGGCAAGAACCACAAAGAACACCACGCAUCAGUGCAUCGACCCAAAGGGCUGGGAAGAUGGAGAUCUUCAGUAUCUAAUAAACUCUCUGUAAGUGUAUGCACAACUCGUGUGUACAGUGAAAAUACAUUUAGGAAUAGUGACACAGAGUGGAAGCCUCAUCCCUAUAAAGACUAUCGGAAAUUCUAUCCUGACUGGAACAUUGCCCCUGAUCCCAGUAUUGAAGCCUCUGACUACUGGAAGUACGUGCUGACUACAUUUAAUGAAGAAUUUGCAGUUGAGUAUCAUGCAAAGCCUGCUAAUAUCCCAGAGCAAUGGAAAAGCAUAACAAAGGAACAAGCACUGAAGAGUAUAAAUGAGGUGUUUAACGUGAAGUAAAUAAAAGCUAAUCAUCAACUGUAAAAGACCUUUGAAAACUAUUAAACAUGUCCAAUUCGACAAAUGAUUAGAUUAAUUAAGUUAAUUGAGAGAUUAAGUUGGAACAAAAACCAGAGGACCCUGCAGUCCUUGAGGACUGGAGUUUGACCCCCCUUGAAUUGAGUACUAUGUGAAAGGAAUACGACAGUUCAAAAUGCUUGUAUAAAAACUCAAAACGACCCUUUAUGUUCCCUGGGAUCUUUUUUAAAAAUAUUUUCUCCUAGAUAUAAAAACUGUGUUUAAAUGAUUGUAUUUUAUUUUUUAAUCUUUAAGGAUCAUUAGUUGUCUAAUUAAUUAGUGAUUGCAACAAAAAACCAAGAAUUAUUUCUAUUGGCAAUUUGUAGCACACAAGUAAUAUAAACUGUAUGUUUUUCAGUGUAUACAAUGACCAUGUAAAGCUUUUACAAAACAUGUCAGCAUUAUUAUACUGCGCAACAUUGAGUGUGCUUUGUAGGAUCUGUUGGCAAUAAUGAAAGCUAUUCUUUUAAUGCAUCAUAUAUUUUAUACUUUGAAUGUUAUCACUUUAACACUGCAGAGAAUAAUUUUGGCUGACCUUGCUGAUACUUAAAGCUAUACUCUAAUUUUGGUAGUUAUUUUGCAUGCUGGCCACCAAGAUAUUUUUUCUGUUAAUGUUUUGCUAAUUAAAUAAGGUGUGGGAUUCAUGUUAACCAACUUGAUGAUGCGCUGAAUUUUUUUUUUUUUCUGUGUAAAAUGAAUUGUUUGAUAAACCUUGUUUCUGUGCUUCCUGCUUCUAUAACAUUAUGCUCAUGCUUUCAAAUUCCUUGAAAUAUAUUUCAAAAUAAAGAGGAGUUCAACUUCAAGCAA
Molecule: messenger RNA, 7214 nt
Organism: Acipenser ruthenus (sterlet)
Lineage: Eukaryota; Metazoa; Chordata; Actinopteri; Acipenseriformes; Acipenseridae
Product: interferon-induced very large GTPase 1-like
Exons: 4
Coding region: 234-6350 (2038 amino acids)
Molecular function (GO): GTP binding; protein binding
Source: RefSeq, a predicted model, not a curated record